Pimephales promelas (fathead minnow) is the source of this 1438-nucleotide messenger RNA. RefSeq names its product hepatitis A virus cellular receptor 2 (gene havcr2). NCBI's taxonomy places the organism in Eukaryota, Metazoa, Chordata, Actinopteri, Cypriniformes, Leuciscidae. Gene Ontology annotation, molecular function: phosphatidylserine binding. The record is from RefSeq and is a predicted model, not a curated record. Gene Ontology annotation, biological process: cytoskeletal rearrangement involved in phagocytosis, engulfment; apoptotic cell clearance.
AAUAAACUUGAAUAUCCAGUCUCUGUAAAAACCUAUACGACGGACUGAUGCCAUGGCUUUCUUUUUCAGUUCACUGCAUUUGACUUAUGAAGAGUAGCCUACUUGAAAAAAAAAUAUAUAUAUAUGGAAAGAUGAUGAACAUUGUAAAUGAGAACAUUUUCAAGCUGAUGACACGUUGUUGUGUUCAUUAUAUUGUGAAUAUUUCCAAGUGAUGUAAUGACAUGAUUUGUGUGGGAACGGAAGUGAAACAGUAAACAAGAUGGAUGCAGUUUGCUACUUCAUCUUUCCUCAAACUGAGCCUCCAGUCUCAAGGAAAUAUGACGGUCUAGACUUGAAAUGGCCUGUCAGGAACUGUUUUAUCAGCAAUGUCUGCAGCGAAUCAUCAAAACUGGUGUUUGGACAGGUUGGGGAGACAGUCACUCUUCCAUGUAAAUACGACAUUAACGCCAAUGGCCUAUUGCACAUAUGUUGGGGGCGACAUCAGUCAUGGUUCCACUGUGAGAACACGGUUAUCUCCUCCGAUGGCCUGAAAGUGAACUACAGAGAGUCACAUAGAUUCAGCUUGGUCAGUGGACUCGACAGAGGAGAUGUUUCCCUUACUAUAAGGGUUGCUCGAAAUACGGAUGCUGGGUUGUACGUGUGCCGUAUCGAGAUCCCUGGACCUUUCAAUGACAUUAGUCACAGUGUAUAUCUGUUUAUCAGCAAUGGACUGGAUCCAAAGAGAGUCAUCUCAGAAACACAUCUGGUCCUUACAACGGCCAAGCAAGAUAUUACUGGCAUCUACAUAGCUGAACCCGUUGCAUUGGUCCGUACUGAGGAAGCAAUGGAUGCAUUUGUCAUAAACACUGUAAAAGUGGGAGCCAUCGUCUUCAUCCCGGGUUUAAUCAUCGCAUUUCUGUUCAGACUGCGGCGCUUCAGAAAGCACACCAGCAACAGGGGAAGUUGGCAGAUCUCCCAAGCCCAACAAUAACCACACACGGAUAUGAUAGUCAUUUUUGAGGUCAUACACCACAUGUAUAUAGUGAUGUGGAGUUUUUUCUUUUUCCUGUUUUGGGGGUUUGUUCUAAGUGGCUAAUAUGUAUGGCCUACUAUAAAAGAAUUGAUUGAUUAUUAAACUAAGUCUGAGAUUACUUGUUUACAAUAUGUUGUCUUUUUACUUUUUCAUUGUGGCCUGUGUCUUCAUUUGCCAAGUAUUUUUAUAAAAAGCUUACAAAAUAUAGGCCUAACUCUAAUCAUGUCAUGCAUCUCCUUCUCAGAAAUCAAUUAAUGAAUGUUUCUUUGUCCAAACUCCACGUUGAGCAUUUCUUUGGAAACUGAUUUACCACACAACGCCAUGAUACAGUAGCGCCCUCUAGUGUUCAACGCAGUGGCAUCAAAACAUAUCAAACGAAAAGUUCCAAUGAUGUACAAACACUUAAAUAUUAAUAAAAUAAAAAAA